UACUGGCAACACUAAAUAACGACGUUCUUUCGCGGUGCGUGCGACAUGACGCGCCGGUGAAUUUUAUUAUAAAUUUGACGUAAUUCUUCAGUGCAUAUCUCGAAAAUAAGACUUCACAAUGGCCGAUCAAGUCGACUCAAUGUCAGAUGCGGAGCUGCGAACCAAACUAGCCGAGCAUGGGUUUCCAAUUAUGCCUAUAACGGCGUCUACAAGAAAGUUGUUGGUGAAAAAGUUAAAAUUAGUACUAGAUAACAAGAGUAAACCUAGAAGUAGCGUCGAUAACAAAGCCGACACAAGGCGGUCACUCGCACGAUACUCUAGCGGCGAGGAGUCCGAUUUGGACACAACUACGAAUGCUAAGGAGAAACGUGGCCGGCGGGCGACCACCGGCGGGGCGAUGCUACCGCCGGCGGUCAACAAAACACGUCGCCCGCCUUCGAAAAAGGGUUCGCCCGCUAAACGAGAUUCUGAUAAAGGAUCAGAGUCUGAAGAAGAAAAGUCCGGUUUGAGAACACGUGAAGAAGUGGAGACGGUGACCACACGUACUAUCAAACGUACGUACGCCGCGAAUGACGCCGACGACUACGAAACUGGCUCUGACAGUGAUGUAGACGUUGACAAGAAAACAUCUAGUCCUUUUAGAAGCAAUUCGAGAUCUAGUGACUAUAUAUCGAGCACGUUACCGUCUGUUGACGUCAGCACGAGUCCCCCAAAGAGCUCGGUAUUCUCACGAGCAUCUAUCAUCCCUACAAAUUACUCGUCAACAUAUUCUCCAUCAAUGACAUCAUCAGAUAAUCUCAACUCAAUUCGAUCCCGCUUAGGUUUGACAUCCAAUUUAGCUGACCGUCCAUCUAUUAUACCAUCAUCUGGCUUUUCUUCAAACUACUCAACAAGUACUUACCAGCCUUCCACAUCCACCAUAAACGAAGUAGAAUCUCCAUACUUAAGUAACUUUACUAGACGACUGUCUGCCUUAAAAUCAGACCCCACUAAACCCCCAUCUUAUCUUGACCGAGACACAAACAAUGGCAGUACAGUGUUACCGCGCAGAUCUUAUAUUACGGGAGUCAACAGGUCUGAUGUCGUUGAUUAUAAAACUGCAACAGACAUGAAAUUCUUGAAGAAUAAUCUUGUUUCCCUUGCUCUGGUUGUGUUAGUUGCUCUUUUUUUUUUUUGCUUAUUUUUCAUGUAUAUAGUUAAGAAAAACGACAUCACAUCAGUAGUGGAUGAUCAGAACAGCGCCAUACCUAUCUGCCAGUUGAACAUACCUGGUAAUAGACCGGGGAUCAACUGCGUACCUAAAGAGCAAGUCAGCUAUGCUAAGAGUUUAUUAAAAUUGAUACACCCGGAAUUAACAAGUAGGAUAGCUGCAUACAAAUGUGGUCAGCCGGGCGCCUUGCCUUAUCUGACCGAAAGAGAAAUUAUUGAUAUUGCUAGUACAAAACCAGAAACUACAGACAUUAGCCAGUGUCGUACGGAUCUAAAUAACUUGCAGGUUCUUCUUAUAAACAAUCCCCGCUGGGGACUCAAUGUGGUCCAACUGAAAAAUCUUUACACUAAAGAUGCAGAAUACUCAACUAUAUCUUCCACAGACUUAAUAGUUCAACAUAGGACCAAAAACAGUGUUGCUAUCACACUAGCCGACCCCUCCACUCCCCUUUCAUGUUUAUUUGUCAACACCUUGUAUUCUGCUGGGUCUACUCUAGCUGUUAUUGCUCUUCUCACAUUGCUAGCCUUAGGUAUCCAGAGAUCAUACAAAUACUACAUGUCUUAUCAGAAAAGGAAAAGUGAAGAGAUCUAUUCUAUGGUUGAACAAAUUAUUGAUGUAAUAUCUCAAGAAACUGAAGAUAGUGGCGAACCAUACAUAUCUGUUGACCAUGUAAGAGACACGCUUAUCUCGCCACAGAACAGAGAAAAAAUGGCGUCAGUUUGGGAUGCUGCCGUGAAGUUCAUACAGAGGAAUGAGAGCCGAGUCCGCAUGGAAGUGCAAUCCGUUGAUGGUGAGGACUGCCGCGUGUGGCGGUGGAUAUCUGCCCACAGCAGUCCGAAGCGCAGCGCCUCUUGGCAAGGACAGGCUUUCGAAACUCAAGAAGGAUCUGUGAACAAUCUAGUCGUCUCUCCCACACCUUGCCUCAAGAUCCGACACAUGUUCGACAAAAACGAUGACACAACCAUUUUGAGAAUGAAGAUCCAGGAUGCUAUCUUGGAGAAAUGCGACUCGAACUGCAACAUCCUGCACAUCGACGUGGACCGCACGACGUGCUGCGUGUACGUGAAGUGCGCGUCGCCGGCGGACGCGGGCGUGGUGUACCGCAGCCUGCACGGCUGGUGGUACGAGGGCCGCCUCAUCACCGUCAAGUACCUGCGUCUGGAGCGCUACAUGCAGCGCUUCCCGCAGUCGCCGGCCGCGGGGCCCUACCUCACGCCCUCGCGGCCCGCCCGCCGCGCCUGGCCCGACCAGUAGCACGCCACUCUUACGGGAGGUCGGGUGCCACACCUGUGAGCUUCGUUUAUUUAUUGGGAGUAGUAACCUUCAAGGAUUGUUGUCUGCAGCUCGAGUCGAUUUUGUUGCAUUUCUUAUGGGUAUAGAAACUGAUGGAUAGAUUGACAAAUGUAUAGGUAGGAUUUAAUUGGAACGAUGCUUAAUAACAGUUUAUUUUCUUUCUUAUCAUCUCAUAAUAAAUAAAGUACCGCAUAAUAUAUUUUGUUCAUUUGUAUUUUUUCAUUAUCAUCAUAAAUUGGUAACACAUUGGUAUUUUUAAAAUUUAGUCAUGAGUAACUUGUUUUGUACUGAGUCUUGCCUGGAUAUGUCAUGGAUUGUAAUAAUAUAUUGUACCUGUGUUAUAUGUUAUCAUCAUCAAAGUGCAUCCUAGAUGUGGACUGUGUCCUGUAAAGUAAGCUAAAAUCCUUGUACUUGUCAAUUAAAUUUUUUUAAGACGUAAAAGUCACUGAUCUGAUUAUUUUCCUUAUAGUAAGGUGCUGGUCUUGUCAUAAUGCCUUAAUUUUCAAAGGAAUUUGUUUUUAUUAGUGUUAUUUCUAAAUCCCGCUCAGUUGAAUUGUUGUAAAUAUUUGACAUCACAAGAUUCAUGUAAUUUCUAAUGUUUGUUUUAUGUUAAAGAAGUUGCAAGGGCUGUAUUUGUUACUGAAUUUACUGAUGUUUUGGAACAAAUUGUUUUAAAAUGGUAGUCUUAAGUAGGGUAAGUUUCAUAGGAUAUAUCCGACGCAUACAUAUAUUUGAUUUAUUUUUUCUUAUAAUUUGUAAGUUAUCGAUGCGACAGCACAACGUAAAGAUACAUAAGUGUGUUUAAUUUCGUAUAAAAUUGACAUUUUGUUCUUAAGUAUUUCUACUAACUUCACUGUUCUUAAUGUCUAGUUAUUUUUAUGGAUUGAUUUUCAUUUUUUAAUAAAUUGAUUAAGUAAU
This is a messenger RNA of Trichoplusia ni (cabbage looper), 3421 nucleotides long. RefSeq names its product inner nuclear membrane protein Man1-like. NCBI's taxonomy places the organism in Eukaryota, Metazoa, Arthropoda, Insecta, Lepidoptera, Noctuidae. Gene Ontology annotation, biological process: nuclear envelope organization; negative regulation of BMP signaling pathway. Gene Ontology annotation, molecular function: chromatin DNA binding. The record is from RefSeq and is a predicted model, not a curated record. Bases 119 to 2464 code for a protein of 781 amino acids. Gene Ontology annotation, cellular component: nuclear inner membrane. The transcript has 2 exons.